This is a messenger RNA of Microplitis demolitor, 1299 nucleotides long. Its product is annotated as odorant receptor 4-like. Gene Ontology annotation, cellular component: plasma membrane. The coding region runs from base 1 to 1299 and encodes 432 amino acids. NCBI's taxonomy places the organism in Eukaryota, Metazoa, Arthropoda, Insecta, Hymenoptera, Braconidae. The transcript has 7 exons. Gene Ontology annotation, molecular function: olfactory receptor activity; odorant binding. The record is from RefSeq and is a predicted model, not a curated record. Gene Ontology annotation, biological process: detection of chemical stimulus involved in sensory perception of smell; sensory perception of smell.
AUGGUUUCAAGAAAUAAAAUUAAGAAAGCAUCAUUGAAAAACAAUGACAAUAAAAAGGACAAUGAAAUGUAUAUCAAACACACGCGAUGGCUAUUUUAUAUACUGGGAUUAUGGCCUUUUAUGUCUAAUCACUUGACAACUUCUAAAAUAUUUUACGCUCUAAUCAUACAAAUAAUAUGUUACAGUGUAUUGAUGUUUACAAUAGUUCCAUCAUUCUAUCAUAUGUUUUGGUAUGAUAAAAGUAUAAAAAUUAAAAUAGCAUUGUUCGGUCCAACAGGAGUGUCUGUAGCGUGUGCUUUUAAAUAUCUUGCAGUUAUUUACCAUCUCAAAAAUAUUAAAAACUGUAUUAAUCAAAUGAGAAAAGAUUGGGAAAUUUCAAAGAGUGAGGAAGAUUGGAAAAUUAUGAUAAACUAUGCUAAGAAAGGAAAUAAUGUGACUUACUUUUGUAUUGCUGUUAUGUAUGGUGGUGGAGUGUCUCAUCAAUCGGCUGCUCCUUUUUUACCCAGCAGUCCAACAAGUUUACUACGCAAUUCAUCCGAUCGACCAUUACUCUAUCCUACGUCAUUAUUUGAUCCUUAUUUUAACACUCAAAACUCUCCUAUCUAUGAAAUUUUUUAUUUAUCACAUAUUAUAAUGGGUGUUGUUGUUUGUACUAUGAUGAUCGGCACGUGUAAUCUUGGAGCUGUUUUAAUUACUCAUAUUUGUGGUCAAAUUGAAAUUAUUAUAAUAAAACUACAGAAUCUCAUAGAACAUCCUAGUAACAACGGAAAUUUUGAUAAAAAUAUGUCAGCGAUUAUUCUACGUCAUAAUAAAAUAAUCAAAUGUACCGCAAUUCACUGUAUUUUUGGUAAAUUAGCCAUGGUUCGCAAUCAAUUACUAUUAUCAGUGUAUACUGAACAAAUUUUGCGUGAAAUGUGUUUGAUUGAAGUCGUCGCGGCAACUUUAUUUAUCUGCAUGGAUGAAUAUUAUUGUUUAAUGGCUUGGAAAAAUGAUAAUAGGAUUGGAUUAACAAUUUACUCCACCUUAUUAGUAGCAUUUAUUUUCAAUAUAUAUAUUUUUUGUCAUAUUGGUGAAUUAUUAAAACAACAGUUUGGUAAAAUUGGAGAUUCAAUAUAUAUGAUUAAUUGGUAUAAUUUCUCACCAAAAAAUGCUUCUAACUUAAUUAUGAUGAUCGCUAUUAGCCAGAAUCCUCAAAAAAUAACUGCUGGAGGACUGAUGGAAUUAUCAUUCAAGGGUUUUUCUAAUGUAAUAAAAACAUCCGUGGCAUAUUUUAAUAUAUUACGGAUGGUGGAGCUUUAA